This is a messenger RNA of Diospyros lotus (date-plum), 1698 nucleotides long. Its product is annotated as metal tolerance protein 11. Gene Ontology annotation, biological process: transmembrane transport; monoatomic cation transport. The record is from RefSeq and is a predicted model, not a curated record. NCBI's taxonomy places the organism in Eukaryota, Viridiplantae, Streptophyta, Magnoliopsida, Ericales, Ebenaceae. Gene Ontology annotation, cellular component: membrane. Bases 163 to 1347 code for a protein of 394 amino acids. The transcript is spliced from 6 exons. Gene Ontology annotation, molecular function: manganese:proton antiporter activity.
GGAUGGAUUGGGACAGGCACUCCAAACUUGACUGGCUGUGAUACUGAUGCAUAUAUUAUUUUCCUUCCAUUGUCUCGCCUCCAGUCCAUUGUUCGCAACGCAUGCAGGGGACAGCUUUUCUCUCCUCUUCUUUCUAGGUAUUUUCCCUCUCGCUGAGUAACAAUGGUGGAAUCGGCGGAGCUGGGCGACCCUCGGGAGGAGCAGCAACUCCUCCUACUUGAGGCCAACAACAGCGACGAGUCGUGGCGGUUGAAGUUCGACGGCUUUCAGGCGUCUGAGCGCAAGGAGAAGCCUCCUCGUGGGCUCCAUCACUGCCUUGGCAUGUUAGGAGAAGAAGACUGUGUGGCUGAAUACUACCAACAGCAGAUGGAAAUGCUUGAGGGCUUUAAUGAAAUGGAUGCUUUAGCAGAUCGUGGAUUUGUCCCUGGAAUGUCAAAGGAAGAGAGGGAAAAUUUGGCCAGAAGUGAGACACUUGCCAUUAGAUUGUCGAAUCUUGCAAACAUGAUUCUUUUCGCUGCUAAAGUUUAUGCAUCCGUCAGGAGUGGUUCCCUAGCUAUUAUUGCUUCCACAUUAGACUCCCUUCUUGACCUGCUGUCAGGCUUUAUCCUGUGGUUUACAGCAUUCUCCAUGCAGACACCAAACCCAUAUCAAUAUCCUAUUGGAAAGAAGCGAAUGCAGCCGUUGGGAAUCCUUGUUUUUGCUUCUGUCAUGGCAACUCUGGGACUGCAGAUCAUCUUGGAGUCAGUGCGCACCCUAACAUCUGAUGAGAAUGAGUUCAGCUUGACCGAGGAGCAAGAACAAUGGGUUGUGGGGAUUAUGCUGUCUGUGACGAUUGUAAAACUCCUACUGGUUGUGUAUUGCCGUUCUUUCACCAAUGAGAUUGUCAAAGCUUAUGCGCAGGAUCACUUUUUUGAUGUCAUCACCAAUAUCAUUGGCCUUAUUGCGGCGCUACUGGCUAACUACUUUAGUGAUUGGAUAGACCCUGUUGGAGCUAUCAUUCUUGCCUUGUACACCAUUCGCACAUGGUCAUUAACAGUGUUGGAGAAUGUGAACUCCCUGGUGGGAAGAUCAGCUGCUCCAGAAUAUCUGCAGAAGCUCACAUACCUCUGCUGGAACCACCACAAGGCCAUUAGACACAUUGACACAGUACGCGCCUACACAUUCGGGUCGCACUAUUUCGUGGAGGUUGACAUUGUGCUGCCAGCCGACAUGGCCUUGCAAGAGGCCCAUGAUAUCGGAGAGGCUUUGCAGGAAAAGUUGGAGCUCCUCCCAGAGAUUGAGCGCGCUUUUGUUCAUCUCGAUUAUGAGUACUCUCAUAAACCUGAGCAUGCACAGGCGCAUCUUUAAAGAUAACCAACAAGGAGGAGGCACACAGGCUAAUACGAAUUUUAAUUACAAAUGCCGUCCUUUUUGCUUGUGUUUGUAAUAAACUGUUUGUGGCUUUGGUGGUUCCGAGACCCAGAUGAUGUAAAAUCUAACAAUACAAGUCUUAUUACUUCUUACUCCUGGGAUGGGUUGGGAUGGAUUCAUGUAAACAUGUAAGACCGUAGCAUUCAGCAUGGAUUUAGAAUAUGCAUAGAGGCUUCGGUCGUGUUGCAUGGGUGGAGAUAAUUCUGUUUUUGCAAGUUCUUUGCAAUUGUUUCACAUACAUACCGGAGAAUUUUGGAAUUUAAACUUCUCAAAAUCUUAGGUUGCGUU